ACUCAUCGCCUAAAAAGAUAGAUCUCGACCUUAUCUAUAAAACCAUGCUGAAACAAUUCAAGGAUGUCAAAGACACACAAUCGCACAUUAUGAAACGACUGGAUAAUAUGGAGGCGGAGAAAGAAAAACUUGUUGAAAACCAGAUAGCUAUGCAAGAGAGCCUUACGUCGUUCCAAAACGAGGUUAAAAGCGAUUUCCAGAAUUUUGAAGAAAAAUACGACGAGGAGAUUAGAAAAAUCCGAAAACUAAAUAAUUUGGUGGUGAUGGGGAUCCCUGAAACAAAUGACGGACAAAAACUUCUCACGGACCUUCUUAAAAUCAUCUACCCCACUUCUUACACCUCUCUUAAACUUGAUGAAAGGAUAGGACAGCUCACCACAUCAUCUCUACGACCGGUCAGGCUACGCUUUAGUAGCGCAACGGAAAGACAGUUAGCUCUGGACAAUUGCAAAAAUCUAAAGGGAUUAGUCCAAUUCGACAAAAUAUCUGUCAAAAAAGAUCUCACAAGGAAACAACAAGAACUCAAACAAAACUCCAGGACUCCAGUACAAACAAGAUCUCGUAGCUCACAUAAGCGACCGGCAGAUGAUCACGCGUCCGGAAUUCAAUUUCCAACACAAAAGCAGCGAAGAACCAGAAACUCCGACCCUGGAAGUCACAUGGACACACAGUGAAACUCAUCUAUACAUUUUAAUCACCAAACACCAUUAAUAAUAGGACACCUAAAUGUAAAUUCUAUCCGAAACAAAAUAUUCUUAAUUUCUGACUUCCUGCAUGAACAUAAAAUCGAUAUUUUUUGCAUGACUGAGACAAAGGUUUACUCAAAUAUUAAAAUAAUGAAUAUUCCAGGUUAUGAAAUAAUCCGUAGAGACAGAACUGGAUCAGGAGGCGGUGUAGCAAUUAUCUACAAAUCGUAUGUGAAGUGUAAGAUGUUGGAGACGAGUACUAUUACUAAUGAUGAAUCCAAGAUUGAGCUACUCUCGUGUAAAUUCCAAAUCGGCAUGAGAAAAUCAUUCAUUGUUUCUGUUUUAUACCGACCUAAAUUUAAUUUGACUUUAAGUGAUAUUGACUUUUUUGAAUCAAUUAUAUCCGACCUCAAACUAUUUAAAUGCAACUUCUUUAUCUGUGGUGACUUUAAUAUACAUUUAGAAAAUACUUGCUCACCAAAUGUUAAAAAAUUUAAUCGACUACUUCUCAGACAUAGCCUACGCGAGCUAGUACAAACUCCAACGAGGCAAGGAGCAAGACUCGACCUUAUUUUGACCAAUGAUGACGACAUAAGCAUCACAGCAAAGACAUGUCAACCGCUGGUGUCCGAUCAUGACGCAACCUUUAUAAACGAUACUCAGCUAGUUAUCGCGGGACCGGUACAUAUGCUCCCCUAUCUUAUUCAUAAACUCAAAUCCGACCUACUUGCAAUACUUGAGUGGAUGGACAAAAAUGGAAUGACAUUAAACUUGGACAAAACACAAUUUAUCCUGAUAGGUAGCACGUCAAAUUUAAAUAAGGUCGGUGUGGUUGAAUUUGAAGUGAAUGGUAUUGUUAUCAAAAGUCAAAAUGAACUGAAAAGUCUCGGACUCAUCAUUGAUUCAAAGCUUUCCUGGUCGAAGCAUAUAAAUAGCAUUUCAAGACGGUUUCAUAUGGUUGCUACAUCACUGUAUCCGCUAAAAAAGGUCAUGAGCCAAAGUAGUUAGAUCCUCAUAUUUCAAGCAUGCUUAAUUUCAUUGUUCAACUAUAUGGUUAUUAUUUGGGGAUCAAGCUGCGCUGUAAAUUUAAAAUGUCUAGAAAUGUCAAUUCGUCGUACGGCCAGAUUUAUUCUAAAUGUAAAGAAGUAUGAUUCUGUCAGUAAAAA
This is a messenger RNA of Folsomia candida, 1852 nucleotides long. RefSeq lists its product as uncharacterized. The coding region runs from base 801 to 1694 and encodes 297 amino acids. The transcript is spliced from 2 exons. The record is from RefSeq and is a predicted model, not a curated record. Lineage: Eukaryota; Metazoa; Arthropoda; Collembola; Entomobryomorpha; Isotomidae.